Messenger RNA from Lasiosphaeria miniovina, 1180 nucleotides. Its product is annotated as GMC oxidoreductase-domain-containing protein. Bases 301 to 1179 code for a protein of 292 amino acids. NCBI's taxonomy places the organism in Eukaryota, Fungi, Ascomycota, Sordariomycetes, Sordariales, Lasiosphaeriaceae. The record is from RefSeq and is a predicted model, not a curated record. Gene Ontology annotation, molecular function: oxidoreductase activity, acting on CH-OH group of donors; flavin adenine dinucleotide binding. The transcript has 3 exons.
CCUUAAAGUGCUGCAGCCGGCACUCGGUUUUUGGCCCAGCCGUUGUUUCGCACCAUAUCUCUAGCCCGAACAGAAAACAGUCACACAAUACAGAAUUUCAGGCCAGCAAUGUGCGACAAUGGGGCUUUACACCAAGUUGCCCAGUGAACUCAAGGAGGUGAACGUCAUCAUUGUCGGAGGCAGAACCGCCGGAUGUGUCGUUGCUGCAAGACUGGCCGACGCCAGCAAAGACCUGUCCGUCUUGGUCAUUGAAGGCGGCCCCAAUAAUGCUCGCCGACCAUUUACAUCCCUGCCCUUGCCAUGGCCUGCCCUUGCCAUGGCCAACCUCUCACCCGCUACCAAGACCAACAUCUUUUACCAGAGAACAAGGCCAAGGAGCUCGCCGGCAGAGCGCCCGUUGUCUCCUCUGGUGGCGUCCUCGGCGGCGGAUCGCUGACUAACCUGGUGAUGUACAGCCGUGCGCAGCGCUCAGAGUUUGACUCGUGGAAAACCCCCGGCUGGUCGGCUGAGGACAUGCUGCCUUACCUGCGAAAGUCCAAUCUGACUUGCAGCUCGAAACCUAUCACGGCCCAGGCCCGAAAGACCGCCACAGCCAUGAUGGCCCCAUCCACGUCGACUUUCACCGUGCACCCAUACUCGCGCGGGCACAUUCACAUCACGGGCCCGGAGCUGGGUGGUGCGAUCGACUUUGAGACGGGCUUCUUCUCAGACCCGCGCGGCCUUGACAUCAGGAAGCAGGUGUGGGCGUACAAGAAGCAGCGCGAAGUGGUCCGGCGGAUGGCGGCCUACCGCGGCGAGGUCGCGGGCGGACACCCGCCGUUUGCUGCUGCGUCGGGCGCCGCGUGCGUCGAGAAAGACGGCCCGCUGGCGGGUGACGUGCAGGAUAUCAAGUACACGGCUACCGACGACGCCGUUAUCGAGCAGUUGCUGCGCGAGAGCGUCGGCACCACCUGGCCUUCGCUGGGUACCUGCAAGAUGGGGCCGUAUGAGAAGUGCGGUGUCGUGGACGCUAGGCUCGGGGUUUACGGGAUUGAGGGGCUGAAGAUUGCCGACUUGAGCGUCUUGCCGGGCAAUGUUACUGCCAACACCAACAAUACCGCCCUUACCGUUGGCGAGAAGGCUGCCGAUAUUUUUAUCGAGGAGCUUGGUCUUGGGAGGGUGGUAGUGGCUGCAGUGUAAC